AUGAUUCGAAAUCCAUUUCAUUUGGUUGAGUUUAGUCCCUGGCCUUUAACAGGAUCAAUGGGGGCUUUUUGUCUUACUGUAGGAUUAGCAAGAUGGUUUCACGGGCAUUCUGUGUUACUUUACUCUCUAGGAAUUCUUCUUAUUAUACUAACGAUAAUCCAAUGAUGACGUGAUGUUAUUCGGGAGAGCACUUUUCAAGGGUAUCAUACCUUAAAAGUAUCUCAGGGAUUGCGAUGAGGAAUAAUUUUAUUUAUUACUUCCGAAGUACUUUUCUUUUUUGCUUUUUUUUGGGCUUAUUUUCAUUCAAGACUAGCCCCCACUCCAGAAAUUGGUAUAAAUUGACCUCCAAGAGGAAUCGUUCCGCUUAAUCCUUUUCAAGUCCCUUUAUUAAAUACAGCUGUCUUAUUAGCUUCUGGAGUAAGAGUAACUUGGGCUCAUCAUAGAUUACUUGAGGGUAAUUGAAAAAGAACAAACUAUGCUUUGACGGUCACAGUUCUUUUAGGUAUUUAUUUUACUUUCUUACAAGCAGGGGAAUACAUAGAGACUUCAUUUACAAUUGCAGAUAGGUGUUAUGGGUCAACUUUUUUUGUUGCUACAGGAUUUCAUGGACUCCAUGUUUUAAUUGGAAGUACAUUCUUGUUGAUUACCUUAGUACGAAAUAUGAUGUAUCAUUUUUCUGCUAAUCAUCAUUUUGGGUUUGAAGCAGCAGCUUGGUAUUGACACUUUGUUGAUGUAGUAUGACUAUUUCUUUACAUUUCGAUUUACUGAUGAGGAUCGUAA
Molecule: messenger RNA, 780 nt
Organism: Liolophura sinensis
Lineage: Eukaryota; Metazoa; Mollusca; Polyplacophora; Chitonida; Chitonidae
Source: the annotation of a RefSeq genome assembly